Molecule: messenger RNA, 3181 nt
Organism: Esox lucius (northern pike)
Lineage: Eukaryota; Metazoa; Chordata; Actinopteri; Esociformes; Esocidae
Product: carbohydrate sulfotransferase 8
Exons: 6
Coding region: 115-1425 (436 amino acids)
Biological process (GO): proteoglycan biosynthetic process; carbohydrate biosynthetic process
Cellular component (GO): membrane
Molecular function (GO): sulfotransferase activity
Source: RefSeq, a predicted model, not a curated record
AAGAACGUGACUGCGAGAGAAAAUACUAUUUCCGCGGACAAGCGCUAACUUCUUUCCUGCGUCCAAGCCUGAUGCUGAUUGAGGUCCCUGUGGCUGAGCCCAUGCAGAGGAGGGAUGCUCUCAGGGGAAUGUAGUAGCACCAGUAGGCUGCUGGAUCCUCUGUGCGGCAGGAGGAGGUUGGUUGUGUCGGCCAUGACGCUGCCCUGCACCUUCUACUGCAGCCUCUGGUUCCUGUUGCUCCUUGGCGCCGGCUCCUUACUCCUCCUGGUACACCUCCAGGACCUCUCAGAUACACUCCAGCAGCAGCAAAACCCAGGUGCAGUGUUGGUGGUGGCUCCAGGAUGGCCAGUUCAAAAGGAGCAGUCCUCAGACAGUGCAGCCCUUGUGGGCUUUGACCUGGGCGGAGUUUUCCCCGGAGCACUACGUUUCGAGAUGUCUUCUGCCCCCAUUCUCCCUAGUCCUGGCCCCGGACAGCCCCUGGCCUUCCAGCGGUCAGCCCACAAAGCCAGCUCAACCUCUGAGAACCAACAGGCCAAGAGCCCCAGGCCAACACCCUGUGAUGUCCACUCUGUUGAGGACCGUCAGCUACAGGGCAUGGCACAAACCCAGGCGUCCCGCCGCCGCCUGCUGCGGGAGGUCUGUGCCAAGUACCAGCCGGGCGCCACCGAACGCCCCGUGUCUCGCCGGCAGGUGUCCCGCGUCUAUGUGGAAGACAGGUCCAGCCUGCUGUACUGUGAGGUACCCAAGGCCGGCUGCUCCAACUGGAAGCGGGUACUGAUGGUCCUGGGAGGCAGCGCCAAUUCCACCCGCAGCAUUGCCCACGACGACGCCCACUACGCCAACCAGCUCCGCAGACUGGACGGCUACGACCAGGAGGGCGUGGCCGAGAGGCUCUGCUCCCACACCAAACUCCUGUUUGUGCGGGAGCCCUUCGAGAGGCUGGUGUCGGCCUUCCGUGACAAGUUCGAGAGCCCCAACUCGUACUACCACCCAGUGUUUGGACGGCCCAUCAUCUCGCGGUACCGGGCCAAUGCCUCACGCUACGCCCUGAGGACCGGCGCUGGGGUUACCUUCAGGGAGUUUGUCCAGUACCUGUUGGAUGUACGGCGACCAGUGGGCAUGGACAUUCACUGGGAGCCGGUCAGCCAGCUCUGCAGCCCGUGCCUGCUGCGCUAUGACUUCAUUGGGAGGUUUGAGAGCCUCAAGGAAGAGGCCAACUUCCUUCUACGGAGCAUCGGGGCGCCUAGCAACCUCACAUUCCCUGACUUUAAAGACAGGAACCCCAAGGCAGAAAGGACUUCCUCCACCAUUGCCCAGAGAUACUUUCAGCAGUUGAACUCUACGGAGAGACAAAGGGCCUAUGACUUUUAUUACAUGGAUUAUCUCAUGUUUAACUACCCCAAGCCCUACAAAGACCUGUACUGAUGACUCAUUUGAGAUUAUUCAUAAAAAGGCUGUGGAAGCCAAUAAUUGGACUUGAAUAAGCACUGAAGAAGAUCUAAUCAUGUAAAGUAUUUGUAUUAUGUGUCUUAUAUACAUGUGGUUGAAAUGAUGGUUUCAUGUGAUUACUUUGAGCACAUGUUGUAUAGCUUUUUACCUCAAUGCUUUGUAUCAUGUGCAAACUGGUGGACAUUUUGUGAUGAACGCACUUUUGUCUAUUGGUGGACAUAUCAACCUGUCAACAAUCAACAAGACUAUUUUCAGAUAAGCCCUGUGUGGACUCUGAAGUGACCUUCCUUGGUGGAGGAAUGUAGUAUCACCUGUUCAGUAAACAUUAAGUAUGUUUAUUAAGCCUUCUUAUAUGAAGAUAUGUUUGUCAUUUCCAUGCCAAGUGAAAACACAUCUAGGAAACAUACAUCGUACAUCCAUGAAUAGAAGGGGAAGUGAGAAGCUACUGUAACUACUGAGAUUACUGUCCUAAAGCAGAAAUAAGUGUUUUCCAGAUUCUCUAUGAGAUUUUUACUGUUUCCGUAGUAACGGUCACAGAUGCCUACUGAUAAGAGAAGAGCACCCCUGCCCUUUGACGGCCCUAAGGGGAGAUAUGUUUCGGGCGACACCACCUUGUUGAAGAUAUGUUACAGAACAAUUUGAUUUCAAACCGACAAUUGGGAUGCUUGUUUCGAUAUAUACAGUACAUUAAAUAGCUUUGUUAUAGUAUAUUUCUUAAAUACUAAAACACAUGAAGUAAGGGAAAGAAAAAUAUAUGUAUAUCAGUCAUAUCAAGAAAACAAUAAUAUCGGCAUUACUGUGUUUUAUGUUGGUUGUGACAAGUCAACUUCCAGAUGUAGCUGAGCACCAAUGAUCAUAAAAUAUGGUGGAAAUGAAACAGGUAGGUUUAAAGGUUUUCUGGGUAAUUGUAUGGGUGUAUUUUACAAUAGUUAUAACUGUACUGUUAAAGAGGGAAUGUAAUGUGUUACAUAUCUGUGCAGAGAUGUUUUAAUCCCCGCGUAUUAAACACUGCCAAUUUACAUGUUCCUCUUUGUUUGUUUGGGUAAUAAGUAGUUACAAAACAGGAACUAUGCACUUUGUAAGGAUGUUUUGACAGGCCAUCAGUAAAUAAAUAAAGUUUGGUUUUUUUACAUUUGGAUUUAGUGCAGAUGCGUUCCAAUUUGAAAUUCUUCAGAUUAUUUUUCGUGUGGUAAGGAAUGCAGUAGGUCUAACCCCUAAUCAGUCACAGAAUUUCAAUUCUCAAGAGCCAGAUGUGUGAAACAGUGUCAUCAUUAGUUUAGAGACUUCACACAUUGGUACAGUCAGUGUCUGUGACCUUCUCAUUGUACAGUAGAGUAGGGUCUUGUCUGACUACCCAAUCCUUUGUUCCCAUUGAUCAGAUUUGAGGCUCUAUAGCGCCCCCCUGUGCUAGACCGACAUGGUGUUCAGUUUUUAACUAUCCGGAUUUUGUCAAUCAGAUAGAUAGUUUUAUUUGUAAACUAAGACUAAAACUACCAUGAAGAAAUUUUUCUGUCAGCUGAAAUAAAUUACAAUUUAUUGAUGAUAAACAUGAACUAAACUGGAACAACAAAUGUUAUGUAGAAAUUGACCAGAAUAAAAUAUAAACCAAUGUAAACUCUUUUCAGUUUUGGUCUUUUGGCCAUCUAUAUUCAGAGACUAUGAUAGUUUUCCUGCAUACAAACAUGCAUACAUCCCCUGUAUUUUGGAUUGUUUUCAAUGGGUUGUCAGUGCU